Molecule: messenger RNA, 1639 nt
Organism: Prunus avium (sweet cherry)
Lineage: Eukaryota; Viridiplantae; Streptophyta; Magnoliopsida; Rosales; Rosaceae
Source: RefSeq, a predicted model, not a curated record
AGAUUUGUGUGAUUUUGGGUCGGAGAAGAUGGGUGUUGUUCCUGUUGGUGGGUUUAUCGAUUGUCAAGAAAAAGAGCUAGAGUUGUUGAUGGGAUGCAUUCUCGUGUCUUUAGAAAACACUGAAAACGAAAUCACUGAAAACAACUUUUUAUCGUUUUCAACUUUUAUUCACAAAGUUAGAUUGCACCGAACAAAGGUGUAUUUGCGGAAAACAGGAAACAAAAACAGAAAACGGGCUCAAAAGCAAUAGUACGACACAUUUGAGCAAGUUUAAAUAUUUGGAACCAUGUCUAGCCCGGACCACAAUCUACACCUGCUUCCACAGAGCCUAAGCAUCCUUCACGUCAUCUGCUAGAAAAAGGCAAUAAUUUAGCCAUUAAGAUGCUAGAAGAUGAUACAACACUAGCAACGGCCCGUAAUUCCAAUGCAGAAACUGCCUUACAUGUCUUGGCUCGAAGGCCUUUAGAAUUUGGUGGCCGAAGUACUUUAGGAAUGUGCAGUAGGCUCAUGAACUCAUUAGUCUCAGGCACUGAGGAUUCGUACAAAAGCUUGAAGCAAACUAAAGCCCUAGAACUAGUCGAAUGCCUUUGGAAUCAAAUCUUGAAACACGACGAUGACGAUGUCAUGUGCCUCAUCACAGAACCUUCAGAAGUACUAUUUGACGCGACGAGAUUAGGAAAUUAUGAGUUCCUGUCUGUGCUUAUUAAUGCUUAUCCAGAUUUACUAUGGGAAACUGAUGACGAAAAUCGGACUAUAUUCCAUGUUGCAGUCUUGUAUCGUCAUGCAAGUAUCUUCAAUUUAAUACAUGAGACAGGUUCAAUCAAAGACAUCAUAGUGACAUAUACUGAUGAUGAGAAUAACAACAUUUUACAUCUUGCUGCAAAACUAGCACCUCAAAAUCAACUCAAUCUUGUGUCAGGUGCAGCUCUACAAAUGCAGCGAGAGUUAGUAUGGUUUGAGGAAGUGAAAAAGAUUGUUCAACCUCUGUCCAUAGAUAUGAAAAACAAGGACGGCAAAACACCUCGAGAAUUAUUCACUAGUGAGCAUGAGGGGUUAUUGUGUAAGGGAGAAUCAUGGAUGAAGAACACUGCAAAUUCGUGCAUGCUUGUUGCGACCAUUAUCACCACUGUCGUGUUUUCAGCUGCAUUUAGCAUACCAGGUGGUAUAGCUGAUAAUACAGGAGCACCAAAAUUCCUAAAAGAUACAGCAUUUCUCAUCUUUGUCAUAUCAGAUGGAGUAGCACUCUUUUCCUCUUCAACUUCCAUGCUGAUGUUCUUGUACAUCCUCACCUCACGGUAUGCAGAAAACGAUUUUCUCAAAUCCUUACCGUUGAAGUUAAUGGUAGGACUCGCAUCACUCUUCAUCUCCAUGACAUCCAUGAUGAUAGCCUUCAGCACGGCCUUCUAUUUAUCUUGUCACUACGGAUUAGGUUUCGUCUCAGAUUUUAUAUUUAUAUUUGCAUUUGUUCCAGUUGUCUUGUUCGUUUUCUUGCAAUAUCCACUCUUGUGCGAUAUGUUCUUGUCAACAUAUUAUUCAAGUCUUAUAUUUCAGCCAAGAAAGCAUAUGAUCCAAUAGAAAGCCAAGUCCUCAAUGUUUAACAUUACCCCCAGAAUAAUGUGUAUCAAUGCAUUAUAAUUGA